Molecule: messenger RNA, 1434 nt
Organism: Puntigrus tetrazona (Sumatra barb)
Lineage: Eukaryota; Metazoa; Chordata; Actinopteri; Cypriniformes; Cyprinidae
Product: placenta-specific gene 8 protein-like
Exons: 4
Coding region: 82-546 (154 amino acids)
Source: RefSeq, a predicted model, not a curated record
CUUCUUUCUUUUUAGAAUGUGAAACUGUAAUACAGAGGACAUUUCUGUGGGAGAGGAACAAGCGACUGUGUUGCGACAGACAUGAUAAUUCAGCAGCCUCAGUUCAGUCCUCUGAUAGCAGUGAGCUCAAACCAGUGGAGCACUGGGAUCUGUGGAUGCUUUGACGACUGCGAUGUCUGCUGCUUCGCCUUCUGGUGCCCAUUCUGCUUUAUUUGUUCCACAGCGUCAGAUUUUGGGGAGUUUUGUUGUCUGCCCAUGAUUGAUAAUUGUGCCUGCUACUCUCCAGCCUGCACCCCUCCGAUAUCUUUGGCACUGCGGGCUUCUGUGAGAAAUCGAUACAGCAUACAGGGGGGGCUGACAUCAGACUGCAUGUAUGUGACCUUUUGCAACAUUUGCUCCUGGUGCCAAAUAGCAAGGGAACUAAAAAGACGACGUACAGUUCAUGUUGUGGUUAAUGCUCAGCCUGCGGUCUUAGCCAUCCCCCCAGUGGUGGUUUCUCCCCCACAAUCUAUUAUAACAACACAGGUGACAGCAACAGUGGGUUAACUGCUGAUCUCAUCAGAUUAAUCCACUGUGGGAGUUGGCUGAGAUUGACUAUUGGUGGAUGUUUCUUUAUAUACUGUUACCAUAUAUCACCAUUUACAUAAAUAUUGAUCGACUAUAUUCAUUUCAUUUUAAGAAAAUUUGCUGUUUGGUCUGAACAAGGCGGCACCCACACAAGUUUGCAAAAUAUGAGAAAUCGUUAAGAUGCAAUUCUCAGUGAGCUCCAAAUAUAACAUUAGUAUUCCCAGUGGCAGAAUGUUUUUGUACCAGGUAAUAUGAACUAUAGAAAGUAACAGAGGAAAGAGGAAGCUGUGGCUUUGUGAUAAAGUCCAUGAAGUGAGUCAUAGCCUGGAGCCAUAUUCACCAAUUACACCUGCCUUUGUUGCUUUUGGCAAUCUGCCUCCUCUUUUAAAAUUCUCACUGCAGCAAACAACCCUGAAUGCUUGAGAUCUUUCCAAAGUAAGUUGUCUACAAAUUGUGUGUAUUGUGUUGUAAUUAGAUGACUGGAUUAGAUGAUUAGAUGACUGCAGCAUGUUUAUUUGUUGAACUGUUUGAGACUUCUUCAUGUGUCUGUGAUGAAGAAAUUUGAAUUUCUUCUUGCUCACUCGAUUCUGAAAAUAUGUUUGAUGAUAAAAUCUUAAGAAUAAUCACAAUUAAAGUUAUUUUAAACAUUAAAUAAAAUAAAAUAAAAUAAAAUAAUAGAAUUCUGUUGACCUCUCUAAAUAACACUGGACAUUUGAACUUUGAACAGUUAGCCAAAAGCCAACAGUGAAACCAAAGCAGGAUAACAAAUUGUUCUGAUCAGCUUAACACUGCAAAGUUUCAGCUUUCGGCACAAAAAUAUAUGUUUUUAAUUAAAAAUAUGUUUUUAAUAUGUUGAUUCAUUACUUU